AUGCCUCCCUCGUUCGACAACCCUCCCGCGACACUCGCUGAGCUCAAGGAUGCGCUCGACGACCUGCUGGAGGACUAUCUGGACACGCUCUCUGCAUAUCAGCAAGCGCGCGACCUGCUAUCGAGCCACUUGAAGACCGGCUACUUCGACCUCGCACGGGCCAAAGUUGCGCUGGGACCGGGAAGAGUGGGACAGUCGAGCUACGAUUUGGGCGAGAACGAGUCGUUGCGAGUUGUGACGAUUGAAGGCGAGGAGGAAGUGUCGCAGGACAAGGGAGUGAAGGAGAACGGUCGGAUAUCCUGCUUGCGGUACUUGCUCGACCUGCGACCCGCUUCCCCUGAGUCCGCACGCGACGUCGACAGCUCCUCGAAUUCUCCAGCAACACUUCGUCGACGCACAACGGCCGCAGAUGGUCGACCAGACCCCUCGACGCCCGACACAACUUCCUCCUCCGCACCAACUCGAACCCGCCCUCACGUCUCUCCCCUUGCGCAAUUCUCCGCCUUCCCACCUCCAGCCCUCCGUUCGUCAGCCGAUGCGUUUGGGAACGCGGUCGAGGCAGCCGUCCGAUGUGUCGAGUGCGAGGCGAGGGUGAGGGAUCGAGCGAGGGAGGUGAAGCGGAUGAGGAAGCGGGUCGAGAGGGCGGAAAAGGAGGCGAUGGGUGGGGAAGUAGUAGGAUGA
This is a messenger RNA of Rhodotorula toruloides NP11, 681 nucleotides long. RefSeq lists its product as uncharacterized. Gene Ontology annotation, biological process: vacuolar proton-transporting V-type ATPase complex assembly. Gene Ontology annotation, cellular component: Vma12-Vma22 assembly complex; extrinsic component of endoplasmic reticulum membrane. The record is from RefSeq and is a predicted model, not a curated record. The coding region runs from base 1 to 681 and encodes 226 amino acids. NCBI's taxonomy places the organism in Eukaryota, Fungi, Basidiomycota, Microbotryomycetes, Sporidiobolales, Sporidiobolaceae. The transcript has 3 exons.